Drosophila persimilis is the source of this 1345-nucleotide messenger RNA. It is a transcript of the gene mRpL38, whose product is annotated as 39S ribosomal protein L38, mitochondrial. Gene Ontology annotation, cellular component: mitochondrial large ribosomal subunit. The record is from RefSeq and is a predicted model, not a curated record. Lineage: Eukaryota; Metazoa; Arthropoda; Insecta; Diptera; Drosophilidae. Bases 1 to 1254 code for a protein of 417 amino acids. The transcript has 5 exons.
AUGUCUUUUAGCAAUUUGUUAAUGAAAAGCGGUCUUAACCAUGGAUUGCGAGGAACACCCGCCACGGUUGUGCUCAUUAGCACGCGCCAGGGCCAUAGGCUGCGUGGCAAGCCGCCCGGCGUGGCCCGUACGCUGGAACAACGUUUGCGGGAGGAGACUGUGACUGAUCCUGAGGUGGUGGCCCGCAUCAACAUUGGGUUUCCACAGCUCAAGGAAUCGCGCUCGGCCCAGCUAAAGACCCGCCUGGAGCAUCUAAAGAUGCAGCGGGCCAACAAACAACUGGAGCAACUGGCACGCAGCCAAAAGCUGAUCAUCGAUCUGGACAAAGUGCAGCAGACAUAUGUGCAGACGACCGGCCAGCACGAUCUACGCCUGCUCGCAGAUCAUUAUGGCAUCUUUGAACAUCUGUAUGGCAGCGCCUACUUUGUGCCCCGCGUGCCACUCAGCAUAAGCUAUGAGCUGGGUGGCGACACCCUCACACCGGUCUACAAUGGCAAUGUGAUCAAGCCCGCGGAGGCGGCCAAGACGCCACUCGUGAGCUUCGAUGGUCAAAGGGAUCCCAUUACGGGGAAGUCGGCGGCGGGGCAGGAUAGCUACUGGACGUUGUUGGCCACCAAUCCAGAUGCCCAUUACACCAAUCCUUCAGCGGAGUGUCUGCAUUGGUUCAUUGCCAAUAUACCCAAUGGCAGGGUGAGCGCAGGCCAGGUUCUAGCUGAAUAUCUGCCACCGUUUCCGCCCAAAGGCGUGGGCUAUCAGCGCAUGGUCUUUGUGCUGUACAAGCAGCAGGCUGCCAUGGAUCUUAGCUCUUACCAGCUGGCCUCCUCGGACUAUAGCAAUUUGGAAAAGCGCACAUUCAGCACGCUGGAGUUUUAUCGCCAGCAUCAGGAGCAGUUGACGCCGGCAGGGCUGGCCUUCUAUCAAACCAACUGGGAUGAGUCGCUGACGGAGUUCUAUCACGAUGUUUUGAAUCUAAAGGAGCCUGUCUAUGAGUACGAUUUCCCCAAACCGUAUCUUGCUGAUCAGAAAUUCUUUCCACUGAAACAGCCCUUCAAUCUGUACAUGGACAAGCAUCGCGACGAGAAGCAGCUGAACAAGGAAUACCUGCAGCGCAAGCUGGCCAAGUCGCAUCCCUUCGAUGGGCCCGCCAAGCCGCUACGCUUUCCCAAUGCCCAUCCCAUCAAGGAUGUGCCCUCCUGGCUGAAGACAGAGAUACGCAAACAGCGACUGGGCACUGGCCGCAUACAGGAUUACUAGAAGGAAGCUCCAAUUUGCUUUUUUUAAGUGUUAUAUUUGUUAACAAGUUCGCUUUCUUUUAUUUACUGGAAGUACAUGAGUCGAUAAAGUA